CUCACACACACACACCCCACCCCCCUCUCCUCUCACUCUCUCACUGUUAUUCCUGAGGCAAGACCAAGGAGGAACAGAGCUUUACUUGGUGCAAGCGAGUACUAAGCAAUCUCCACAGUAUAAUUCCUUUUUAAUCACCGCUUUUAAUUUUAUUUGCAAGCUAUAAGAGAAGGUUUUGCAUAUCAUAUGUUCUCUCUUUGCUGAAGUAACCAGUGGAAAACCUUUCAAGCAAAGUUCGGCUCACUGGGCGGAGAGAACUAACUAACUCACAUUAGUUAUAGGAAGCUGAUACAAGCUCCAUGUUCACACCCCCACUCUAGUCAUGCAUGAAUCCUCAGCAGUGCUCUGGGCCAGGGAGGGAAACCUUGACUAUCAGGUACAAUGGAUCUUGUGGUGUUGGUGGCGUUCAGCUCCUGGCUGGCUCCUACACUCGCCUCCGUGGCAGAUGAGGACAAAGACUAUGACAGUGCUUUUCAUUACGAUUAUGAGUCUCUAAGAAUCGGUGGGCUGGUUGUCGCGGUGUUACUGUUCAUUAUGGGUAUCGCCCUCAUUGUCACCCGAAAAUGUACCUGUUCAAACAGCGAUAAGUCAAGACCCAGGGGGCCUGAUGUGGAAUCAGCUGUUCCAAAGGAUUCGUAGACGCGCGGCGGCAAAGAGCAGAGGAGCUCUGUGUUACUGUCUCACCAUUAGAUGGCAGCAAAUACCUUGAUCACAACUGAGUACAAUCUUUCCAUGAACACAGCAUGUUACUGUGCUAUUUUUCUUCUCUUUUUUAAUGUUUUUAUCAUCAAUAAUUGUUACUAGAUAAUGUUCCAACUUUAUAUGGUAGGAAUUGUGUGAUUCUCAUUUGUAUUUUUGUGACUUUAAGAUUGAUGCAAAAGAUUAAAACAAAUGUUUGAAAAGGUUUCUUUCUUUUUGUAUGCAUCAUUAUGUCAUUAUUAUUAUUAUUAUUAUUAUUCCAUUGCCUUUAGAAGUAGAUCAGCAAACAGCUCUCGCAUAUGCUGCACUCCAGCUUCUGCUGACGCUGCAGACACUUCAGUUACAC
Molecule: messenger RNA, 1045 nt
Organism: Cottoperca gobio
Lineage: Eukaryota; Metazoa; Chordata; Actinopteri; Perciformes; Bovichtidae
Product: FXYD domain-containing ion transport regulator 6-like
Exons: 10
Coding region: 382-639 (85 amino acids)
Biological process (GO): regulation of sodium ion transmembrane transporter activity
Cellular component (GO): membrane
Molecular function (GO): sodium channel regulator activity
Source: RefSeq, a predicted model, not a curated record